Linum tenue is the source of this 456-nucleotide messenger RNA. NCBI's taxonomy places the organism in Eukaryota, Viridiplantae, Streptophyta, Magnoliopsida, Malpighiales, Linaceae. The record is from the annotation of a GenBank genome assembly.
AUGUUUUGGAUUGAGAAAUCAAAUGGGAAGAAGCACUUCGCAUUGGCCGCAGACAAUCCCCUUUACUGGACAUGGAAGAGGCCCACCCAAGAACAUUAUCCAACCGGGUUUCGAGAAGUCGUGGAGCUUCGGACCAUCUGCUGGCUCGAAAUCCAAGCCCAUUUCCCAACCAAGUUCCUCUCCCCAUACACAACCUACGCGCCCUACCUCGUGCUCCAGCUAGCCGACCGAGCUUAUGGGUUGGACUUACUGCCAGCCCACGUGUCGGUCAAAGUCGGAAACUUUGAUUUCGAAGGUGAAGUCCUCCUACGUCGUCGUUUUGAAAAAGAUUAUAUAGCGAGAGUCAGAAGAGAGUUAGAUACACAUUUAUAUUUAACUGGAAGAAUCUCAUCGUCAUCGGGUUAUCUUCCUUCAACGAAUUCAGGGGCCUCGAAAGGUAAGAUGUCGAUCGAGUGA